AUGGAGAUCCCCAUGCCCUCAAUUGUCGCCGUUGUGGUUCUGGCAGUGCUUCUGACCAAGUAUCUCGUCCUGGACGCCCUCUACCUAAGCCCGCUCAGCCAGAUCCCGGGACCGCGGUGGUACGCCCUGACGAAGUGGCGGCUGGCCUACGAAGACUGGAAGGGCACGAGCACGCGGACGUUGGACGGCCUGCACCGCGAGUAUGGUCCGGCGGUGCGCAUCGGGCCCAACCAGGUCUCCUUCGCCAGCAUGAGUGCGCUGCGGAGCAUCUACGGGCCCGGAAACCGGUACGGCCGCACGGCCUUCUACCGCAUGUUCGACGUGUACGGGCGGCAGAACCUGUUCACGUUCCACUCGGCUGCGGAUCACGGACGGCGCAAGAAGCUCUUGUCGCACGCCUACUCGAAGUCGGCGGUGCUCCAGGAGUCGACGUCGCGCAUGGUCGAGGACAGGACGAGCGAGUACCUGGACCUGAUCGAGUCGGAGCCCGAGCGCACGAGCGACAUCUUCGCCACCCUGCAUUACUACUCGCUCGACAGCAUCACGGCCUUCAUCUACGGGAGGUACGGCGCCACCGAGGCCAUCCGCGGAGACGUCGCCCACCGCGCCCUCAUCGGGGACAUGCUCGACCCGUCGCGCAGGAGCCUCUCGUGGAGCGCCGUGCACGCACCCGCCCUGACCAGAUGGCUGUACACCCGGACGGGCGCCGUGGAGAGGAUGGUGCGUCCCGUCCUGCCCAUGAAGAAACCGGCCACGUACACCGGUAUACGGGAGCAUGCCCUGCUAGCUGUGAAUCGCUUCAAGGCCAUGGCAGAAAAAGUGUCGGCGACGAAUGAUUCUCCGCCAGUCUUGCAACGUCUGUGGACGCACCACACGAGCAACGAGCCAGGCGGCCUCUCAGACCUAGACAUCGCCUCCGAGUGCGCAGACCACUUCCUCGCGGGCAUAGACACCACUAGCGACACCCUCAUGUUCCUGAUCUGGUCCCUCUCGCAGGUCAGGAACAGGUCGUACCAGGACAGGCUGAGGGAUGAGCUGCUCCGCAUCGACGAGGGCGAGCUCAACGACGACGGCAACCCCACCGCCCAGGCGAGCGACAGGUGCACGUACCUUGCUGCCGUCAUCAGGGAGACCCUCCGUCUGUACGCGCCGCUGCCGACCUUUGAGCCCCGCUCGUGCCCCGCCGACUCCGUCGUGGACGGGUACGCCAUCCCGGCCAACACCAUCGUCGGCAUGUCGCCCUUCACUCUGCACCGUAACCCCGGCGUGUUCAAGGACCCGCAAAACUUCAACCCGGAUCGAUGGCUGGGGCAGGACACGACCGAGAUGAAUCGCUGGUUCUGGGCUUUUUCCAGCGGAGGGAGGAUGUGCAUUGGCUUACAUCUUGCCAUGGUUGAGAUGACAACGCUGGCUGCUGCUAUAUACAGGAAAUACCGGACGUCGCUGCCACCAGGCCUCGAUGACACUACGCCGGGAAUCACCGCUCGUUUUGAGCUCUUCUACGACGAUUCGUUCCCCAAUAUAAAG
Molecule: messenger RNA, 1527 nt
Organism: Geosmithia morbida
Lineage: Eukaryota; Fungi; Ascomycota; Sordariomycetes; Hypocreales; Bionectriaceae
Product: Cytochrome P450
Exons: 3
Molecular function (GO): oxidoreductase activity, acting on paired donors, with incorporation or reduction of molecular oxygen; iron ion binding; monooxygenase activity
Source: RefSeq, a predicted model, not a curated record